Neopelma chrysocephalum (saffron-crested tyrant-manakin) is the source of this 1044-nucleotide messenger RNA. It is a transcript of the gene MECP2, whose product is annotated as methyl-CpG binding protein 2. The transcript is spliced from 2 exons. Lineage: Eukaryota; Metazoa; Chordata; Aves; Passeriformes; Pipridae. Gene Ontology annotation, molecular function: methyl-CpG binding; double-stranded methylated DNA binding; chromatin binding. The annotation marks the transcript as partial. Gene Ontology annotation, biological process: negative regulation of transcription by RNA polymerase II. The record is from RefSeq and is a predicted model, not a curated record. Gene Ontology annotation, cellular component: nucleus; heterochromatin.
UCUCCCCGCAGCGAGGAGAAGGCCGAGGAGAACCUGCAGCGGCCGCCCAAGGCCAAGAAGGUGAAGAAGGAGCGGAAGGAGCCGGAGCCGGCGCAGCCCGCGGCCGAACCCGCCGAGGCCGGCAAGGCCGAGAGCUCGGAGGGGGCCGGGGCGGCCCCCGCGGCCCCCGAGGCGUCGGCGUCGCCCAAGCAGCGCCGCUCCAUCAUCCGCGACCGCGGGCCCAUGUACGACGACCCCACGCUGCCCGAGGGCUGGACCCGCAAGCUCAAGCAGCGCAAGUCGGGGCGCUCGGCCGGCAAGUACGACGUCUACCUGAUCAACCCGCAGGGAAAAGCCUUCCGCUCCAAGGUGGAGCUGAUCGCCUACUUCGAGAAGGUGGGGGACACGUCGCUGGACCCCAACGACUUCGACUUCACGGUGACGGGGCGCGGGAGCCCCUCGCGCCGCGAGCAGCGACCCCCCAAGAAACCCAAAUCGCCCAAGGGCCCCGGGACGGGCCGCGGCCGGGGGCGGCCCAAGGGCAGCGGCGGCUCCCGGCCCAAGGCGGCGGCGACGGGGGCGGCGGCCGCGGCCGCGGCGGCCGAAGGGGGGGGUUCCCAGGCCAAGCGGGCGCUGGAGAAGCCCCCCGGGAAGCUGCUGGUGAAGAUGCCGUUCUCGCCGGGGCAGCCGGGCCCCGCCGCCCCCCCGGCGCCGCGGCGGCCGGGCCGCAAGCGCCGCGCCGAGCCCGACAGCCCGGCCGCGCCCAAGAAACGCGGCCGCAAACCCGCGGGAGCCGCGGGGCCGGGGGGGCCCGGCGGCCCAGACAAGAAGGCGGCCGCCCCCCCCGCCGUGCAGGAGACGGUGCUGCCCAUCAAGAAGAGGAAGACGAGGGAGGCGGCGGCGGCGGCGGUGGUGGAGUCGUCGUCGGCCGCGACGGCGGCGGCGGCUUCGGCCGCGACGACGACGACGGCGGCAUCAUCGGCGCGGCCCCCCCCGACCCCCCCCCGGGCCGCGGGGCCCCCGCAGCGCCCGCAGCCCCGGCCGGCGCAGCAAGGAGGGGAGUCC